This is a messenger RNA of Orycteropus afer afer, 1050 nucleotides long. It is a transcript of the gene MEDAG, whose product is annotated as mesenteric estrogen dependent adipogenesis. Gene Ontology annotation, cellular component: cytoplasm. The record is from RefSeq and is a predicted model, not a curated record. NCBI's taxonomy places the organism in Eukaryota, Metazoa, Chordata, Mammalia, Tubulidentata, Orycteropodidae.
CUGCGCAGUCUGUGGACGUGCGACUGCGAACUGGCCCUGCUGCCUGUGGCCCAGCUGCUGCGCCUGCAGCCCAGCGCCUUCCAGCUGCGCGGCGACCAGCUGGCCGUGCCGGGCCCCGGGGAGCCCGCGGCCGCGCGCGGCGGUUUCAAUGUCUUCAGCGACGGCCUGGUGCGCCUCGACGGACAGGUCUGCCGCCUCAGCGGCUACAUCAAGAGGUAUGUGGAACUAACCAACUACUGCGAUUAUAAAGACUACAGGGAAACUAUACUGAGCAAACCAAUGCUCUUUUUUAUUAAUGUACGGACCAAAAAAGACACCUCAAAAGAAAAGACGUACGCCUUUCUUGUGAACACGAGGCACCCCAAGAUAAGAAGGCAGAUAGAGCAGGGGAUGGAUACGAUUAUCUCGUCAGUCAUUGGAGAGAGCUACCGACUCCAGUUUGAUUUUCAAGAGGCAGUGAUGAAUUUCUUCCCGCCAGGAAAUGAAGUGAUUAACGCAGAAAAUUUGAGCUUUGCAUAUGAAUUCAAGGCGGAUGCCUUGUUUGAUUUCUUCUAUUGGUUCGGGCUCAGCAAUUCCACGGUCAAAGUGAACGGGAAAGUGCUGAAUCUCUCCAGCUCGAGUCCAGAAAAGAAGGAGACCAUCAUGUUAUUUCUGGAAAAGAUGAGUGAGCCCUUAGUUCGAAGGAGCAGUUUCUCUGACCGGAAGUUUAGUGUGACUUCCAGAGGUUCAAUAGAUGACGUUUUUAACUGCAGUCUGUCACCCAGAUCAUCCCUUAUGGAGUCUCUUCUGGCAGAAGGGCCAUUUCCGAGUCUUGUGGAAGCAGAGGAGACACCCAGCCAAUGUGUGGUGCUGGUGCUGCGGGGGCUGGACCGCGAGCGAGGCUCUGGGUCUGUGCACCCUGAACUUGGCGGUGUGCUCACUGGGCGUGGGGCGCAGUCCUUCAGUCCAUCCACCUUCUCCAAGCACCUGCUCCCUCCUGUAGCUUCAAGCUCUCUCUCCACCCGCUCCUUCCUCUUGGCCUGUGAACUUGCCAAGUCUCUCUUGGUUUAA